This is a messenger RNA of Pistacia vera, 1476 nucleotides long. Its product is annotated as protein DETOXIFICATION 18-like. Lineage: Eukaryota; Viridiplantae; Streptophyta; Magnoliopsida; Sapindales; Anacardiaceae. Gene Ontology annotation, cellular component: membrane. The transcript is spliced from 4 exons. Bases 33 to 569 code for a protein of 178 amino acids. The record is from RefSeq and is a predicted model, not a curated record. Gene Ontology annotation, molecular function: antiporter activity; xenobiotic transmembrane transporter activity. Gene Ontology annotation, biological process: transmembrane transport.
UUAAUCUUGCCUUCAAUGUGUUUUGUCUCUCAAUGGCUUUUAUCUUCUUCAGUGUGAACACAGAAGCUAUAGCCUACAAUAUUGUCUAUGGUCUUAGUGCUGCUGCAAGCACGAGGGUGUCAAAUGAGUUGGGCGCAGGUCAUAUCAAUCGAGCUAAAAAUGCCAUGGUUGUGACUCUGAAACUCUCUGUCAUCCUUGCUCUUAUAAUUGAUCUUGCACUGGGCUUUGGUCAUAACAUAUGGGCCGGUUUCUUCAGCAACAGCUCGGUAAUAAUCAAGGGGUUUACCUCUUUGACACCCUUUCUGAUAAUCUCGAUGACUUUAGAUGCAAUGCAAGGCAUAUUAUCAGGAGUGGCGAGAGGAUGCGGGUGGCAGCACUUGGCAGUGUGGGGUAACUUAGGGACGUUUUAUUUCAUUGGCAUGCCGAUUGCACUACUUCUUGCAUUCAAGUUAAAGCUCUAUGCAAAGGGACUGUGGAUUGGGUUAAUCUGUGGGCUCUUCAGCCAAGCCAUCACCCUAUUGUUGAUUACAAUUCGGCAAAACUGGACUAAAUUGGACCUUGGGCCUUAGCAGGUCCAAAUACAAAACACCUUUCACGUGCUUAAAGCCAUGGCCCAAUUCCGAGUAAGCCCACGAUAGAACUCGCAUAAUGGGCUAGCCUAUUACGCCAAUCAAGUUGUUCACAAAUUAAACCCAAUUACUAAGGUCCGAAUUCGCCUAGGCCUCAUCACCAGUUUAUUUGGGCCCAAGCCCAUCGACCCAAGAUCACUCUCAAGAACCACAGUUACUUAAACCCUAAAGUUAUCUAUUUCCUGUUUUAUUACUAUCCUGAUUCUCCUAGAAAAUCCAUCAACAUCCUAAUUCAUUUAAGAUCUUGAAUCUUACAUUGAAUAUGAUUCUAACUCUUUCAAAAGCAGGUGAAUCAAGGAUUUUCCUAUUCACUAAACCUCAACCACUAUGGACUCAUAGUCCUACUAGGAUUUGGAGAUCCUAUGACUAUUAUAUAAACAAAGGCAUGUCUUCUCAUAAUUCAUUCGACAUUACACCUUCAAACCCCCUAGUUCUCACCCUUGAGAGUUAUACAUCAAUGUCGUAGUUCUAGUCUCCGACUAAACUUUUGGUAACUCUAUCUUUCUCUUGCCCUCACUAAAUUAGCCUUAUUUAGUCUUACUGACUUUGAGCGUCGGAGUGCCUACGACAAACACCACCCCAGGUGUUUCCUGUUCACUUCACGCAUGUUUAUUCGUGUGCGCAGGUGUAGCGGAUUGCUAGUGGCCUCAACCUCACGGGAUCAGACCCUCUUCUGUAAUCAUAUAUUUUAUCGUCUACAGAAUUUUGACAUACGAUAUCUCAAAUAUUAUGUUCAAUAUUAAAGGGCUUCAGGUUUUCCUAUACUAAUAAAUAGUACAUUCAUAUCCAUAUGUACUCAAAAAAAUCAUUCAUAGCUUUUUCAUAUUUAAGGCAGGAGAACGACUCA